Messenger RNA from Durusdinium trenchii, 1692 nucleotides. Lineage: Eukaryota; Dinophyceae; Suessiales; Symbiodiniaceae. The record is from the annotation of a GenBank genome assembly.
AUGGCCAAACCUCCUGAGAGUUUGGUUGAGCACUUUACAUGGGCUCGCCACGGUCUAGCAUGGUGCCAAGAGAAUGCAAAAUCCAAGUUGCUCUUGGAAUGCAUGGAUUUGACGGUGAGUAGCUGGUUCAGCGGCAUUGGCUCUGCAGAGGUUGCGCUUUCGAUGAUCAGUGAAGCUCGGAAGGGGAUCGGGGGUACAGGAUCCGCCUUUCAGGCUGCUUAUCAAUUUGAAAUCAACUCGCGAGCUAGGGCCAUUAGUGCAAUGAAUUUGCCAUAUUGCACCUGCCAGCAUGUGGACAUCUUGCGGCUGUUGAGUGCUGAGAAUAGGAAUGAGCUAGCGAAGAUCGAUCGUGACAUGACGGACAGAGAAGGGCCGACUUGGGAUUGUCUGCUGAAUGCCAAGCUGGACGACGCCGGACUAUGCUCGCGACAUCUUAUGAGGUGCAAGAUUCCAUCAACAAUGAUGGACAUUUCGGGGUCCAUGUGCGUGCAUUACAGCUCCAUGGGCAACUCCGAGAAAGAGAAUGGCAUCUCGAACAAACUUUUCCUCAUAUGGCUAAAGCAUCACGGCUUGAAGAGGACUCCGCUCCUGCUGCAUGAAAACGUGCAGAGCUUCCCCCUGGACUACUUGAAGGAGAGAGCAAGUCACUAUGGGUAUACUCACAUUGCCCGAAUUGAGACCAGUGGAUCUGAUGUCAACCUGAAUGCUGUAUCACGGAAGCCUGUUUGCCCAUUGAGGUAUGACAUCUUGGUACUUCCCGGAUAUUUCACGCAGGUCGAUGACCCUGCAGCGGUUUACAGAGCUUUGUCGCAGCACUUGCGAAGCAAAUUGCCUGGUGUGGGAAUGAACGAUGUAGUUUGGGUGGAAGAUCCACACACUCUGCGGCAAGAGCUCAGAUCUGCUGCCAAUUCCAAUUGCGGCCUGUCCUCCAGUGAGCUGGAGAAACUCCCUUUGGAUGAUUGGCGUCCAGCCUUGAGCAAGGACGAACAGGACAACUACAAGUGCUACCUUGCCAAGCUGGACAUGGAAGGCCCUGCCUGCGACCGCCCUCUCCGGGCAGUGUGCGUCCAACAAAACCCAGACGAGCGGUUUAUGGCCGGGAACGAACACUGCCUCCCGACAUUCACGAAAUCUUCCACAACGCGGGUCAUGCUAACAUCAAAAGACCGAUGGCUCUGUGGCGUUGAGAAGAUGGCUCUUCAUGGGUUUCCAGUUGAUCCCGCCCUAGCUGAAGCCAGUGGCCUGCCGCUUUUGAGCGUUCAGGGACACGCCGGCCUACACCAAUGCUGUGGGAAUGGGAUGAUUGUUGCCAACGUUGGAUUGGUAAUAGUGUCAGCGCUGGCAUCACUUUCUCCCGAAAAGAAAUUUCAGGAUGCUUUGGCAGAGUCUCACAAAGAGUGCGAAACGCUUGGUUUGCCAGAGACUUUGAAGUUCCAUGCUGGUUGGCAGAGAUGGCGUCUGGAUAUCGGAGGCCAAUCUCAUACGUUCGUAUCCAAGGAGGACGCUUUGGAGGCGCACAGGGUGGUCACCAACGCUCGUCAAGGUUUCAACACCAAGACCGUGAAGGAUUUGAACGUGAUUUUGACCAACGCUGGUGUCAAAGCGGAGAGGACUAAGCCAAAGGCGAUCGAAGCAGUUGUCCGGCACUCCUUCCGAACCUCUGGCAUUCCAUGCCAUUGUUGUUCAGCCAAG